AUGCAUUUGGAGUUGCUGCAGUUGCCAGACGAGCUCGGGCCAUAUAUUGAGAUUAAGGUAUCGGACAAUAAGUCUCAUCCUAGCGAUCGCUGCCUCCUGCCUUUCUUCGAGUACCAGUUGCAGAAGCGCCUCGCCGAGGAAGUAGAGGAAAUCGAUGUCGGUCUGGAGACUGAAUCCGAUGAUGAAUUUGAAGACUGUGUUGAUCCGUCUGUUCCCUUUUGUAUAGAGCGCUUCCGAGAGCGUGCUGAGCUCGGGAAGGGCGAGUUUGGUCGUUGCGUGUGGGUCUUCGACGUGUCCACUGGUCGUGAGUUUGCCCUGAAGUAUUUGAACAAGAGCAUCUAUCGUCGGAGAGGCCUCACUGCUAAAGCUGCUGAAGAGCUUCGCAUCGUCAGUGGUAUAAGUCACCAGAAUAUAGUUACUUUCUAUGGAGCAUACGAGACGGCUGAUACUUGGGCUUUUGUCUUCGAGUACUGUAUUCAUGGCGACUUGGCGGCUUACAUGUCUAGAAACAACCCAGUGGAUCCCACAGUGGCCCUUGGUAUGGCCUCCAGAGUGCUACAGGCGGUGAACUACCUCCAUGAGCUGUGGAUAGUAUAUCGAGACUUGAAGCCGGCUAAUGUGGUUCUUGAUUUGAAUUACAAUCCCAAGUUGUGUGAUUUCGGUCUGGCUAUCUGGCGAAGGAGUCCUGAUGUCAAAUGCAGGACGUUCUGUGGUAGCGCUGGGUACUGUGCACCGGAAGUCCGGGCUGGCCCGGAGUACGAUGACAAGUGUGACAUCUUCAGUUGGGGUGCUUUGCUCUGGGCCCUCGUCACUGGCAUGCAAGCGCAUCUCCAUCGCUCGUGGCCAUCUACACUCUCUGGGUGUGAUCCUUGGUUCGAGGGCCAUCUUGCGCGGUUCCCACCAAUUGACCGUGACGGGGUUCGCGAAGUCCUUAACAUGACGGCUCUGGCCAACCCUACCGAACGGCCGGACUCGGCCUACCUGUGCUUCGGGAUUGCCCACAUGCUUAGAUGGCAGACGUAUCCGUGUACGCUGAAGUGA
Molecule: messenger RNA, 1041 nt
Organism: Perkinsus marinus ATCC 50983
Lineage: Eukaryota; Perkinsozoa; Perkinsida; Perkinsidae
Product: cAMP-dependent protein kinase type, putative
Exons: 2
Coding region: 1-1041 (346 amino acids)
Biological process (GO): peptidyl-serine phosphorylation; autophagy
Cellular component (GO): cytoplasm
Molecular function (GO): protein serine/threonine kinase activity; ATP binding
Source: RefSeq, a predicted model, not a curated record